AUCACACCGGCUGCACUCCUCUCUGCUGCCCCACGUGUCUCUCACCAAGGCACAAAAACAUCGCGAGCUGCUACAAAAACUGCAGCACAUGGUGGCGAGCCCGUAGCUGCACUCGACCCAAGAUCUGGCGCUCAUCUUAAGACGAAGUUAUAAAACAGUUCACGGUAGUUAGCGUGUCAUAAGUCAUUAGUCUUUGCGCUAAUCCCCAUCUGACCAGCCAUCCAUAGAUAGACCCAGUUUGGAAAAGGAAGACCACCAUUUCCCCACAUCUCCUCCUCGUGCUUCGUGCUUGUUCGUGCUGCACAGCUUUACCCGACCACCGCCAUGUCCUCAGCCGGGAACCAAGUGAAGAGCGUCCCCAUCCCGACCCGAGUGCUCACCCUCAAAGACUGGUCCCAGCUGCCCGACUGCUACAGCCAGACACCCGGGGGGACACUCUUCUCCACCACGCCUGGAGGUACCCGUAUCAUCUACGACAGGAAGUUUCUGUUGGACUGUAGAAAUUCACCCAUCGCCCGGACCCCUCCGUGCUGUCUGCCCCAGAUCCCGGGGGUCACGGUACCAGCCACACACCCUCUGGGCAAACUGCAGGAGCUCAAAGAAGAAGACGAGGAAGAAAAAGAGAUUGCAGAUGACAGCCAGUUCGAGAUGGACAUCUGAGCUUCAGUAUUACCUCCUGUGGAGAGUCACACAAACACCUCCUUGGUCAUUUUGACCAUUAUGCAUUACAUGUAAAGCUUUUUCACUUUUUUAAUAAAAAGCUUUGUGAGGAACCAAAUUUAUAAAACUUGGGGUGUUUUGGACCCUAAGGUGUAUUUAGCAAAUAAAUUGCAUUAACUAAGUUGAUUGGUUGCUCACUUACUUCAGUGUUGCAGGAUUUGGGAAAAAUCCAUUUUGAUUUAUUUUUUUUUAUCUUUUGUAAAUAGUGAAAUUGUUAUAACCUGUUUUUUAAGUUGGGAUGUGGGGGAAAUUGCAUUAGAAUGCAAGGCAUGUUUAGUUUGAUUUCCCUCAGAGGGAAUGCUCGCUGUGGAAGGUAACAGUCUCUGGCUGUUUGGGGUUCAGGGUCAGCAGAAAACCAGCUCUGCUGUUGUCAAUGGUUUGUUUUGUUGGAUGUGAAUAAUUUCAAAUAAAGAUUAUUCAGCCAUU
Molecule: messenger RNA, 1146 nt
Organism: Boleophthalmus pectinirostris (great blue-spotted mudskipper)
Lineage: Eukaryota; Metazoa; Chordata; Actinopteri; Gobiiformes; Gobiidae
Gene: eif4ebp3l
Product: eukaryotic translation initiation factor 4E binding protein 3, like
Exons: 3
Coding region: 325-660 (111 amino acids)
Biological process (GO): negative regulation of translational initiation
Cellular component (GO): cytoplasm
Molecular function (GO): eukaryotic initiation factor 4E binding
Source: RefSeq, a predicted model, not a curated record